Molecule: messenger RNA, 6053 nt
Organism: Argiope bruennichi
Lineage: Eukaryota; Metazoa; Arthropoda; Arachnida; Araneae; Araneidae
Product: glycoprotein 3-alpha-L-fucosyltransferase A-like
Exons: 5
Coding region: 976-2568 (530 amino acids)
Cellular component (GO): membrane
Molecular function (GO): alpha-(1->3)-fucosyltransferase activity
Source: RefSeq, a predicted model, not a curated record
UUCGCCGGUGGUGCCGGUAGAGACGUUUCGUUCAUGCCGAAACUCAGGCGAAGACACAACCGUGGAUGCCACAACAAAACAUGUCAUGCUGACGCCACUUGAGCAUGCUCUACCCCAUUUAUCACCCUUUUGACGAAAGAAUUUACCCCUUUAGGUUGUGAUAUUUGCAUUCUAGUCAUUCGAACGAUAGAUAAUCCCCGAAGAUAAAUUGAAUUACUCUUCUUUGCCAUUGUAACAUUCCAUAUUCAGAUAAUUCUAUUCGAAUAUGCACAUCAUUGUGACUAUUGUUCUUAGCACACCGAAUUAACAAUUGAAGAAUUAUUAGUGCACCAUAAUUAUAUUCUGAUUCGAACAAUUCCGAAUAAAUGAAUAAAUACGGGUUAAGUGUGAAAAUUUAUUGACCUAUAAACUGCAGAGCAGUUGAGUCAGCACGUAUAGAUAUUAUGUAUUCUGAUUUGUAAAGCGAACCUAAAUAAUUUAUUCUACUCUAAAGAAAAAAAAAAAGGAACUUUUCAGUUCAGAUAAGGAUCAGAGAAAAAGUAUUGGACUAUAUUGUACAAGAAAGUAUCGACAUUUGGACUUGUGUAAUGUAUAUUGUGAUAUGGUGUUAGAAAACGAUUCAGUUCAUCAGCCUAACAAGGAGAAAACAAUUUAUCUUGUUCUAACAAACGAAUAAUGAAUGAAUGUUGAUGCCAGACACCUGCUAGUUCUGCUGAAGUUCAGUAGAUUUCAAGAAUGAAUACAUAUGCUGUAUUUCCACUGCUAGCAAGUUUUCGUUUUAAAAAAUGGACGUCUUAAUUAAACAUCUCUUCUCUGGACUGAUUGUCUUGUAAAGAGCUCUUAUCAAUGAUGAGUUUUGGUGUCUAUCAUCAUAUAGGAAAAGAUGACGAAGGAAAUCAUUCCAAAUUUACACAGAUAGACAUUUCUGCUUAUUUGCAUUCUCUAUUUGUUUGAUAGUGCUUGAAAAUAGACAAAAUGCCUCGUCUACGAAUUCGCCGGAUGCUUCUGACUUUGGUCAUAGUCAUUUGUUCUACGGUUCUGGUCUUGAAUUUGACAUCUAAUUCUCAGCAGGCCCUACUGUUCCCAACAAAAUCUAAUGAUAGAGAAUUUUUUCCGAUCAUGUUCGAGACACCUCAAAGACGGAAACCGAAAUUCGAAAAUUCUCCAACCCUUCUGGUGCAGCAGUCUUCGGAACAACAGGUGCUGGUGAAAAGUACUCAAGGGCGUGAGGUCAAGAAAUUCCUCUUCAAAUCGGAUGAUCAGUCUAAUCAUCAUCAAAUGGAAAGAAAGAACAACCUCAUGGUAGGACCACUACAGCAGCCUGCUGAAAAUGAAAAUGGUAUUGUUAAAUUAUGGUUCAUGAAAGGAGGUGGAGUCAGGCCACAACCAGGUAUGGCCAAUACAAAACCAAAUCUCUGGCCAGAACAAAGUUCUGGUGAUCGCAUUGUAGAACAACUGAUGUAUAUCCCACCGAACUACACGUCAAGCUGGAAUUUUUCAUCUGGGUCAUCAACAAUGAACUCCAUUUCUAAACCGAAAUUGAAGAAGAUUCUGCUAUAUUUCGGUAAAGGCGGUUGGAACGAUUUGCCUAUGGGAAGGACAGUAUUUCUGAGAGAUAAAUGUCCUGUCAAUACGUGCGAAUUGACGACGUCUCUCAAAGACGCAGAGCAGGCGGAUGCCUUGUUUUUCAAGGACAGAUUUUUAUGGCCGUUCUACAAACGGCAACCUCAUCAAGUGUGGAUUCUGUUUUUGCUUGAAUGUCCCUUGCAUACUCAAGCAUUUAAGAAUCUGAAGCAUGUUUUUAAUUGGACAGCUACCUACCGACAUGAUUCGGAUCUUGUAGCACCGUAUGAAAAAUUUGUUUCUUAUAACACUAGUUUCGAUUACAUUCCUGGUCAGAAGAGCCAUGCUCCAGCAGAAAUGACAAACUAUGCUUCAAACAAGACUAAGAAAGUAGCAUGGUUCGUGUCUAAUUGCAAUGCAAAGAAUAAACGCCUAGAAUACGCCAAAGAAUUAGGACAGCAUAUCGAAGUCGAUAUUUAUGGUUCCUGCGGUAACAAGAAAUGCCCCCGAACUCUAACACAUAAGUGUUUCCGAAUGCUUGACAAAGAAUAUAAGUUUUACCUUGCGUUUGAGAAUUCCAAUUGUAAAGACUAUAUUACAGAGAAGUUUUUCGUGAACGGUUUGAGUCGGAAUAUUGUACCAAUUGUUAUGGGAGCUCGCCCUGAAGACUAUGCUAGAGCUGCACCACCCCACUCUUACAUCCAUGUUGAUGACUUCGCUUCGCCAAAGGAAUUGGCAGAAUACCUCUCCAUUCUGGACAAGAACGAUACUCUGUACAACGAGUACUUCCGCUGGAAAGGUACCGGGGAAUUCAUCAACACUUACUUCUGGUGUCGGAUGUGCGCCAUGUUGCACGCUCCUCCUUACCACAAGUCCUAUCCUGAUAUGCACAAGUGGUGGUCAGGGGCAGGAACUUGCAGCGCUGGAAACUGGCGGAAUCGUGCAACGAAACCGCCGCAGCAGUUAACUGCCAAUUCGGUUGAUAUCAAGGACGAUAACGGGUAAUUUUUGGUGACAAAUUAACUGGUGGUUAGUCACAAACUCUGAAUUCAAGGUUAAAUUGCUGAUGCUACAAUGACUUAUCAAGCAAGUCAGACAUUAUCAUCAACAAGCCAAAAGUUUGGCUGGCAUAAACGAUUUUGUAUUUAUCUGUGACGACGAUACAUUUGUGUAUGAUAUAAUGAGCUGAUAUAAGCAUUAUAACUUUAUGCUGGUACUCAACCAGCAUAUUAACUUUAUGCUGGUUGAGACGAUUUGCACCGCACUAAUUGUUUCGUUGAAGUUUUUAUCCUAAGCCACAGUUCGUAAUUAUAUAAAUUUAUUUGUCUUUUGUUUCCAUUUCGAUGCAUUCCAGUGUUUUGCUUUGUAAUUUCGUUACAGCAUGUUCAAUUUAGUUUGUCUUUCAGAAGCAUGUAAAAUCAUUUAUAAAUGUUUUCACCGUCAUGCUAUAAGGAAUACUGUUAUAUGGAUUCGUUUACUAAAUGUGAUUUUAUUAUUUAAUGCUCUGACAGUGUAUCAGAUCAUUCCUUAAAGGGACUUUUGAUAUACUUAGCUUCUAAUGUGAAGUUGAAAGAUAUUUGAAAUGAUAAAUAUUCUGCAUAAGAAUAUCAUGUGCAGUGCUCUAUGUUUCUUGUUAAUUUGUUUGUUUGCUGCUGAUUGCAAAAGCUUAGAAAAUGAAUGUGCGAGUCUUCAUUUUUAUUAUACGGGUAUUAAUAUGUUCUGUUUUUAAGAAUUAAAUUUUUUUUCUAACUAAAUUUUUGAAAUCAUAUGCUAAAUUUUUUCGUAAGCAUUUUCGUUGUACUGAAUUUUAAUUCUUAACAGCACUGGUGUACAAACUUUCGAAAUUAGUGCACUGAAUUUAUAUUAAAAAUGGAAGAUUUCCUAUUCAGUACUUUUCCAAAGCAAGUAAUAUACUUAUUUAAAGAAAGCGGUUUGGAAUGCAAAUGUUUUAAAAACUAUUAUUACAUUCUUACCAUUUUUUAAAGAAAACUCAAUGAGUAUUUUUCAAAAAAUAUUUGAAUGAAGUAUUACCUAAUAUACAUAAAUAUUUCCUUCUUAAUGAAAUUUAAGCACUGGAACUGGAUAUUGCUGUUUUCAAAUAAGUUAUUGUAGGAAACCGUUGGCAAAUAGUGGAAAUAACUUUUCUUAAAUGUCGCUUCAUUUAAACACUUUAUAACACAUCUUCGUAAAAUGUGGAUAAAUUGCAGUCCCUUAUUUCAUGUAGCACUGGAUGUACUAAGCAUAAAAAUUGAUAAAUAUGAUGUGAAUGAAUUUUGAGAAUGAAUGGUUUUGAGUAGCGAAAUAUUUUAUCAAAACCAUGCAUAGUUUUUAAUUUCUGUUUCUGUAAUUAUUAUUUAUUCCUUUUUUCAAACUAACUGAUCGGAAGCGCACAGGUCAAAAUGUGAUGAUAUUUGAAGUAUUUGCUCUUGACUGUUUAUUGUUGGUAGUGUUAAAAAUCAUUGACUGGAUUUAUUUUACUGCUUAAAUGCAUAAAAAUGAAAUUUAGUGAAGGUCAUAAUUCUGAUUUGAAUUAUCACUUUAUUGAAACGUUACGGCUACUUCACUUACGUGGAUCUAAAUAAGAAAGUUUGCAUCGGAAAGAUAUAAUUACGCUUAAACUACGAAGAAAGAAUUUAUGAAAUUCAGUUUUGAUCAUUAAAACACCAGUCUAGUUAAAAACGUCAUCUUAGGAAAAUUGCGAUGAGUUUGUUGUUCAACAUUCAUAACUCUGUAUUAUAUAAGCUGUUAAAUUAUAACUAUACGAUUCUUGCAAAAUAUUCUUAACCUACAAAUUUCGUCAGAAUCAUGGUUAAACUUUAGUUGAAAAAUAUUGCCAAAACGUCUUGCAUUUUUUUUUUUUUUUGUCUUUUAAAUAUCUUAUGUAUUUUUUCUCAUUUUUUUUAUUUUAAUACAGAAUUAAAAGUAUUUUCAUUAUUACACCCUGUAAUCUGCAAACUCUAUACUACCAGAGAAUAAAUUGUUGAACAAUUAUUGAAAACAUGCAUUUGAAUUAUGAAUUCAAAUUCAUAUUUUUUUUUGCAGUUAUAUGCAUUUUUUACACGUACUUGGGAAGCAUUUUACUGAAUGGUUAAGACGCAUUGCUUAAAAAGCAACUUUUCAGCCUCUGGAAUUUUUCUCUAGGUCGUUCAGUAUACUUUUAACAUGAUGAAAAUCUUUAAAAUUCUGCUGAUCAAAAUGUUAAUUAUAAAAUCUAAUUUUUAACAGAAUUUAAAAAAAAACUCGUAAGAUAUAUAAUCUGAUUCAACAAUUCAGUCAAGAGCAAGUAUAACAAGAAGGUUGUGAUUGUAUUGUAUAUAUAUUGCAAAGCUGAAUGCAUAAAUUGUUGUGUGUUUGUAUAUUGUACUGUUCCUGUAUUUGGUCAUCAAGAUAAUGUAUAUUUGUGAUGUAUUUGUACGUUUUCCACAUUCGGGCACCAAGAAAAUGUGUUCUUCUGUGUAGCAAAGAAAAUGAGUAAAUUACUUGAUUUUCACUCAUGAUUUCUUUGCUCUAUAUUUUUCGUGUAAAGAUUUCUUUGUUACUCUAUUCAAACUUAAUGCCUGAAUGUUUUCUGUCUCCACAAUGUAUGCUUUAAGGCUUCGUUCAUUUUUUAAUGCAAUGGGACGAGAAAUGAAUGUUUUAUGGUUAUACAGUACACUCCCGAUUAUCCGCGGAAUUGGGUGGCGUGGCCGCCGCGGAUAACAAAAAUCGCGGAUAAUCCGAAAAAAGUUAAAAACGGGUAUAGCAAAAGAGAAAACAGUCAUUCCAACUUUGAAAAAUCGUUUUAUGUACAAUGAAAUGUAAAAUAAACAGCAGGAAAUGUUUCACUAAUGCUUAAUAUUUUAGUAUAUCACUCAAAACUAACCUAAAAUGCAUUUUGUUAAUGAAAACAGAAAAGUGCUUUGCACUUACGAGAGGCGUCAAGGAUGCACCGAAAAAUUAAUACAUAUGUACUGUUUUAAUACUGUAAUGUAUUAUGUAAUUACAAAAGCAUAACUGCAAAACUACACCUUUUUGAAAAAAUCAGUCAUUUGUAUUUGAUUCUUGCUUUGGAAGCAUUUUUUCUUUGCUUGGAAGCAAAAAAAAAAAAAAACAGUACGGCAGGCGCGGAUAAUGGGGAGUCUACUGUAGUUUGCUUUUACAUCCCAGGUAGCAAGUCUGUUGUGCAAUAUUGUGAGGCAUUAUAUUACUCAGUAUUCAACAAUUCAACAAUACAAUAUUACGAAUAUUGUUUCCCUUCAUACAUUAUUUUAAAAUAUAUGUGCUACUUAGGGAUUCGUUUUUUUUAUUUAAAAAAAUAAAUUAUAUGUUUAUCUAGAACUGGGACAGUAGUGAAUUAUCGAAGUAAUGAUUUUCUGUUACUUAUAAAAAUAUAAUCUGUAAUUGCAAAAUAAAAAAUACUAAUAAACAUAUUAUGAAACAUAAAAAUUUACUAUUUAUACCGAAGCAACACCAACCAAUAUUACUAUUUGCACUGGCAAAAAAAAAAAAAA